Cynocephalus volans (Philippine flying lemur) is the source of this 1104-nucleotide messenger RNA. It is a transcript of the gene SSTR2, whose product is annotated as somatostatin receptor 2. Gene Ontology annotation, biological process: cellular response to estradiol stimulus; neuropeptide signaling pathway; cellular response to glucocorticoid stimulus. The transcript has a single exon. Gene Ontology annotation, cellular component: plasma membrane; neuron projection. The coding region runs from base 1 to 1104 and encodes 367 amino acids. The record is from RefSeq and is a predicted model, not a curated record. NCBI's taxonomy places the organism in Eukaryota, Metazoa, Chordata, Mammalia, Dermoptera, Cynocephalidae. Gene Ontology annotation, molecular function: neuropeptide binding; somatostatin receptor activity.
AUGGCAUAUGAGCUAUUCAAUGGGAGCCAGGCAUGGCCGUCUUCUCCAUUUGACCUCAAUGGCUCAGUGGUGGCAGCCAACAGCUCAAACCAGACAGAGCCAUACUAUGACCUGACAAGCAAUGCAGUCCUCACAUUCAUCUAUUUUGUGGUCUGCAUCAUUGGGUUGUGUGGCAACACACUUGUCAUUUAUGUCAUCCUCCGCUAUGCCAAGAUGAAGACCAUCACCAACAUUUACAUCCUCAACCUGGCCAUCGCAGAUGAGCUCUUCAUGCUUGGUCUGCCCUUCUUGGCCAUGCAGGUGGCUCUGGUCCACUGGCCCUUUGGCAAGGCCAUUUGCCGGGUGGUCAUGACUGUGGAUGGCAUCAAUCAGUUCACCAGCAUUUUCUGCUUGACAGUCAUGAGCAUCGACCGCUACUUGGCUGUGGUCCACCCCAUCAAGUCAGCCAAGUGGAGGAGACCCCGGACGGCCAAGAUGAUCAAUGUGGCUGUGUGGGGAGUCUCUCUGCUGGUCAUCCUGCCUAUCAUGAUCUAUGCUGGGCUUCGGAGCAACCAGUCGGGGAGAAGCAGCUGCACCAUAAACUGGCCAGGUGAAUCUGGGGCAUGGUACACGGGGUUCAUUAUCUACACCUUCAUCCUGGGGUUCCUGGUACCCCUCACCAUCAUUUGUCUUUGCUACCUGUUCAUUAUCAUCAAGGUGAAGUCCUCUGGAAUCCGAGUGGGUUCCUCCAAGAGGAAAAGGUCUGAGAAGAAGGUCACCCGAAUGGUGUCCAUAGUGGUGGCUGUCUUCAUUUUCUGCUGGCUCCCUUUCUACAUAUUCAAUGUUUCUUCCGUCUCUGUGGUCAUCAAUCCCACCCCAGCCCUUAAAGGCAUGUUUGACUUUGUAGUGGUCCUUACCUAUGCUAACAGCUGUGCCAACCCCAUCCUAUAUGCCUUCUUAUCUGACAACUUCAAGAAGAGCUUCCAGAAUGUCCUCUGCUUGGUCAAGGUGAGCGGCACAGAUGAUGGGGAAAGGAGUGACAGCAAGCAGGACAAAGCCCGGCUGAAUGAGACCACGGAGACCCAGAGGACCCUCCUCAAUGGAGACCUGCAAACCAGUAUCUGA